AUGCCCUCUGCCAUCGAAAGUCAUCUUGACCGGCUUGUUACACAGCGCCUUCUCGAACUGUCUCAUAACGUGUUGAUGCCGACUUUGAAGAAUGCUAUUGAUGCCAUGAUUCCUUCCAUGGUUGAAUGGCUAUCAGCCGAUAUGAGAAACGUCCCCAUUGGUCUCCAGCGUCAUACUCAUAAGGAGUAUUCUUCGUCCAAUACUCAAGCAAGUGACAGUAAUGAUGAUUUGACACCUCAUCCCUGCCGGAAGCGCCCUGGUAAGAGAGGCCCAAAGAAUCACUUGCAUCUCGCAUUCCGCAGCUAUUUACAAGAGAAGAAGCUACUCAAGGGUAAACAUGGCUCACUGCCUCAAUCUCCUCCAAUCGAAACCAUUCAAGCCUUCAAUCACAAUCACGACUGCUGUCCCACCCUACAAGACCUCUUCAUUGACUGGAGUGACUCACUAAAGAAGUCUUCAUGGAACACAUAA
Molecule: messenger RNA, 471 nt
Organism: Suillus discolor
Lineage: Eukaryota; Fungi; Basidiomycota; Agaricomycetes; Boletales; Suillaceae
Exons: 2
Coding region: 1-471 (156 amino acids)
Source: RefSeq, a predicted model, not a curated record